Aspergillus aculeatinus CBS 121060 is the source of this 630-nucleotide messenger RNA. Its product is annotated as putative U1 snRNP complex component Yhc1. Gene Ontology annotation, cellular component: U1 snRNP. Gene Ontology annotation, molecular function: zinc ion binding; pre-mRNA 5'-splice site binding. The record is from RefSeq and is a predicted model, not a curated record. Lineage: Eukaryota; Fungi; Ascomycota; Eurotiomycetes; Eurotiales; Aspergillaceae. Gene Ontology annotation, biological process: mRNA splicing, via spliceosome; spliceosomal snRNP assembly; mRNA 5'-splice site recognition. The transcript has 4 exons. The coding region runs from base 1 to 630 and encodes 209 amino acids.
AUGAGUGUGCGCAAGGCGCACAACUCUGGACGCAACCAUCUGAGAAACGUUGUGGAGUACUACCAACAGAUCGGACAAGAAAAGGCCCAAUCCGUCAUUGACUCCAUCACAUCAUCAUACGCCGCCGAAGGCCAGGCUGUACCCAACCCUGCGAUGGUGCCCCCGGGCGCCUACCCCCCUCCCUUUGGAUUUCCCGGCCGCCCAGGUCAACUUCCUCCUCCUCCCUUCGGGAUGCCCGCACCUGGCGCAGCUCCCGGAGCCCCAGGCAUGCCUCCGCCCCCUGGAGCAAGAGGCCUUCCCUUCCCACCCCCGUUCCCCGGCGUCGGCGGCCCCGGUGCCCCCGGCGGUCUUCCUGCCCUCCCCAACAUGCCCCCCGGCGCCCAGGGAUUCCCCCCCAUCCCACCCCCCGGCGGGUUCCCAGCUGGGUUCCCCACGCCUCCUCCCGGCGCAGCUGGGUUCCCCGGCCUGCCUCCCCCGGGCCAGCUUCCGCCAGCCGGGUACAGUCCCAGCCCGACUCCCGGGAUCAAUGGCCCGCCCGGCUCCGAUGCAUAUGCCCAUGCUGCUCCGCCUCCUGGCAUGGGUUCUUCGUCUCUGCCGGGCCCGCCUCCGGGAUUGGGUGAUAGACGAUGA